CAAGAUAAUAUUUUCUUUUAAAAUAAUAUAAAGAAAUUAAAAGCAAAAGAGAUGUUCAUUGGUUCAUUUUCUUUUCUUUUCCGAAACACAUUAAUUUCACAUAAUCAUAACGUUUUCUUUUGCCCCUUUAAACUUUGGUUGGCUUUGAUCAUGGUCAAGUCUUCUUAAUCGAUUACCAAGUAUUUUAUCCUAACUUUUUUACUUCUGUAUAUUAUGCUAAUUAUAAUCAAAAUAUGAAAUGUAGAUGUUUCUUUAUAAGAUUUUUUUUUUUACAGUUACCAACCUAUGAAGAAUAUAACUCUAUUAGUUUAACUUUUUUUUAAUAAUGUUUCUGAAACAAGUACAUAUCUGUAUUUAAAUAAUAUAAGAUUCGACAACUUAGGAAAAGAAAAAAAAAAGGAUUACCCAACGUUAACAAAACCUACAGUUACAUUAAGUAAUAUAUUUAAAAAAUUCAAGAAUGAAGUUUGUUCGUUUUCAUUCAGAAGUUUGUCAUUCUUUUCACACGGGUGUUCCGUUUUGCACUUUCGAUAUGUAACUGAAACCUUAUGAUAAAAGACACACUUGUCACAAAACACUUUUGCUAGCUUUACCAAGAAUUGAAAUAUGGACUAGAGAACUUAAAACAAGAAGAGUUGGGAACACCAAACUAAAAAGUCUUGAUAAUUGAAUUAGUGUAAAUUGAAACUAAUUAAAAGAAAGGUUGAAUGAAGACAAUAGAUUCUUUAACUCUGGAGAAUGACAGAAACAUAACUAAAUGCAUUAAAAGAGUUGUUGAUGUGUAAAGUUGAAAAAAUUAAUAAUCAUAGUUUACCAACCAAACAGUGUAACGGUAGUAUUCUGUUUUGGCAGUUCCUUAAGGGGCAUUUUCGGUAAUAAAAAAAUUUCAACGGUCCUUUUCUUUUCAACCUUUCUCUAUUCAUAUAAAAUCUUCAGUCAUCACCAUUUCAUUGCCACCACCACUACCAAAAAAGUUAUCUUCUAACUCAGCUGCAACUUCGAAAAAGUAAAGCUUUUUCAUUUUGCCCUUUGUCUCUUUUUCUUUUAGUUUAACAUUCUCUGUACUAGGCUUUCUUAGCCAUUUAGAUCCUUUAGUUAGUGAACACAUCCAGAUAAUAUCAUUAGAACAAGAUUGUUGUGAACAAGAAAGAAAAAGACUUUUGAACAGAUCAUGGAUCCUGUAAAGCCAGAGGAGAUAAGCCACCCACCAAUGGACCAGCUUCAGGGUCUAGAGUACUGUAUUGACUCAAACCCUCCAUGGGGAGAAGCAAUAGCUUUAGGUUUCGAGCAUUACAUUCUUGCUUUAGGAACUGCAGUGAUGAUCCCUUCCUUUCUUGUUCCUAUGAUGGGUGGAGACGAUGGUGAUAAAGUGAGAGUUGUUCAGACACUACUCUUCAUUCAAGGUGUGAACACUCUUCUUCAGACAUUAUUUGGAACUCGUCUCCCAACUGUGAUAGGAGGCUCUUAUGCCUUCAUGAUUCCGAUCAUUUCAAUCAUCCAUGACUCUUCUUUGACCCGUAUUGAAGAUCCACAACUGAGAUUUCUAAGUACAAUGAGAGCAGUACAAGGCGCGGUCAUCGUUGCUUCUAGCGUUCAGAUCAUCCUUGGUUUCAGCCAGAUGUGGGCAAUCUGUUCAAGAUUCUUUAGUCCUGUUGGUAUGGUUCCUGUUAUUGCAUUAACUGGUUUUGGACUCUUCAACAGAGGUUUCCCAAUGGUGGGUACUUGUGUUGAGAUAGGGAUUCCAAUGCUUAUCCUCUUUGUCCUCUUCUCUCAGUAUCUAAAGAGCUUUCAGUUCAGACAGUUCCCAGUAGUGGAGAGAUUCGCUAUGAUUAUAGCUUUAAUCAUUGUGUGGGCAUACGCACAUCUAUUGACAGCUAGUGGAGCUUACAAACACCGACCGCAUCAGACGCAAGUAAACUGCAGAACUGAUAUGUCUAACCUCAUUUCUUCAGCUCCUUGGAUCAAGAUUCCUUAUCCACUUCAAUGGGGAGCUCCUAGCUUUGAUGCUGGUCAUGCUUUUGGUAUGAUGGCUGCUGUUUUAGUUUCACUCAUUGAGUCAACUGGAGCUUUCAAGGCUGCUGCACGCCUGGCUAGUGCCACGCCUCCUCCACCUCAUGUACUUAGCCGCGGUAUUGGAUGGCAAGGCAUUGGGAUCCUCUUGAACGGUUUAUUUGGAACGCUAAGUGGUUCAAGCGUCUCUGUAGAGAAUGUUGGAUUACUAGGAAGCACACGUGUUGGUAGCCGCAGAGUUAUUCAAAUCUCAGCAGGGUUUAUGAUAUUCUUCUCAAUGCUAGGCAAAUUUGGAGCCUUGUUUGCUUCAAUACCUUUCACAAUAUUUGCAGCAGUGUACUGCGUCCUGUUCGGUCUUGUUGCUUCUGUUGGACUCUCUUUCCUACAAUUCACAAACAUGAACUCCCUAAGAAACCUCUUCAUCACAGGCGUAUCUCUCUUCUUAGGCUUAUCGAUUCCAGAAUACUUCAGAGACUUCUCCAUGAAGGCAUUGCAUGGUCCAGCUCACACCAAUGCUGGUUGGUUCAAUGAUUUCUUGAACACAAUCUUCUCCUCUUCACCAAUGGUGGCGCUGAUGAUCGCAGUGUUCUUGGACAAUACUCUGGAUUACAAAGAGAGUGCUAAAGACAGAGGGUUGCCUUGGUGGGCUAAGUUCAGAACAUUCAAAGGAGAUAGCAGGAAUGAGGAGUUCUACACUCUCCCCUUUAACCUCAACCGUUUCUUCCCUCCUUCAUAAGUUUUGUUACAUGUUUCUGUUUUGACUCGGUACUUGUAUUGUGUGUGACUUAUCAUCACCCAAUUAUUAUUUUUUAUCUAUUUGAAAUUAUUCUUUUUAAUCUAAUAAAAGAUCAUAUUUUGAUAA
Messenger RNA from Brassica rapa (field mustard), 2872 nucleotides. RefSeq names its product nucleobase-ascorbate transporter 2. Gene Ontology annotation, biological process: transmembrane transport. NCBI's taxonomy places the organism in Eukaryota, Viridiplantae, Streptophyta, Magnoliopsida, Brassicales, Brassicaceae. Gene Ontology annotation, molecular function: transmembrane transporter activity. Gene Ontology annotation, cellular component: membrane. The record is from RefSeq and is a predicted model, not a curated record.